AUUCGUUCGAUGUGUUAUCUUUCUGAAACCCCAGAAAAGAGUAAAGAGUAAAGACCCUCUCAAAAGCCCGAAUUCUCGGACGGACCCAACACCAGACUACGACGACUCUCUGCAACAAUGCAGUACCUUUUUAACCGAGAAAAGGAGGAGGCCAUUAUCGUCUCUGCACUUGAGCACGUAAUCACUGGCCAAGCAGAAUUACUCCAAUAUGGCACGUCCUUACCGAGUGGGAUCACCGACGAACAACCCAUAAUGUUACCUCUCCCUGAAACUUGUCAAGUAUGCAAUGUGGACGGCUGUUUGGGCUGCAACCUCUUCCUGCCAACCGAAGGAGAUAAUGGUACUAAUAUACGGAGGAACAGGAAUAAGAAGAGUCCGUACAGAGGAGUACGGCAGAGGCCGUGGGGAAAAUGGGCGGCGGAGAUCCGGGAUCCGUGGAAGGCGGAGAGGAAAUGGCUUGGGACGUUCAGCACGGCGGAGGCGGCGGCGAGAGCUUAUGAUAGACAAAAUGUAAUGUUCCGAGGAGAAAAAGCAAAGCUCAAUUUCCCAUUAUCGGAGUAUAAAAAUGAGAUUAAAAUCUAUGAAAAGAAAACCAUUGAGAAUGAGAAGGCGAAGGAAGCAAUGGGGACUAAUAAUUUUGAAGGAGGAGGGACAUCCGCGCUGCGCGAUCAUAAUUACAAGGAACAGAGCAUGGUAGAGCAAGAACAGAGGGAGGAGCAGCAUCCGAGAUCAGAUGAAGAUAUAUUUGCAUUUUGCUGAGAUGAUGAUGAUGGAUUCAAUGCAAUAGAUUAAGAAGGGUGAGAUUAAUAGGAUAAUAAAAUAAUUAAUUCAAAGCUUAAACAUUGAAGAUGGAUAUUAGAAGGAUCUUUCACUGUUUUUGAGAAAAAAAAAAAACCUCCAGUUGUUUAGGAGGGAAAGCAUUAGGAAAUAUUUAAAAUGCGCGCGUCCUCCAUGAGGAGACUAAUCUCGAAGGUCAAAGUGUCUUGCCAGGUCAAAGCCUGAAUAUAUAUAUAUAUAUUUUUAUAUUGCUUCA
This is a messenger RNA of Tripterygium wilfordii, 1033 nucleotides long. RefSeq names its product ethylene-responsive transcription factor ERF109-like. Lineage: Eukaryota; Viridiplantae; Streptophyta; Magnoliopsida; Celastrales; Celastraceae. The coding region runs from base 118 to 759 and encodes 213 amino acids. Gene Ontology annotation, molecular function: DNA binding; DNA-binding transcription factor activity. The record is from RefSeq and is a predicted model, not a curated record. Gene Ontology annotation, biological process: ethylene-activated signaling pathway; regulation of DNA-templated transcription. The transcript has a single exon.